GGAAAGUGGUUCGGUAGCAGAGUCAAGGGCGUAGCCCUCAGAACUCAGAAGCCUACUGGUCUGUCACUGGGGAAACUCACGUACGGAGCACAACCCACUUCAGCUCGUAGCCGUCCGAUCACAUCCCAGAUGCUUCCCCGAUGAAGCAGCACUUCCAGGCGUCGCUUCCCCCUCCUUCCCUCCUUCUCUCCCUCUUUUCCAAAAUUUCCCCAAAAUUACUAUUCCGCCCUAAUUUAUAAUUUCUUAUAUUAUAAUUAUUACUCAAAAGCCAUGGAAUUGCCACUCAAGGUGGCUCAGGCCGUCCAUGUCCUCAACCACGAUGUCCAAUCCUGCAACCGCGUCGCUGCCAAUCAGUGGCUUGUUCAGUUCCAGCAGACCGACGCCGCCUGGGAGGUCGCCACCGCCAUUCUCACCUCCGAUCACCUCCGCAGCCACCACUCUUUCCCCUCCGAUUUCGAGGUCGAGUUCUUCGCCGCUCAGAUUCUCAAACGCAAGAUACAAAAUGAAGGUUAUCUACUUCAGUUAGGGGCUAAAGAUGCUCUGCUAAACGCACUUCUUCUUGCAGCCAAAAGAUUUAGUACCGGUCCUCCCCAGCUUUUAACACAAAUUUGUCUUGCACUCUCUGCUCUUGUACUUCGAGUUGUUGAGCAUGGAAAUCCAAUUGAGAAGCUUUUUUACAGUCUCCAGAAUCUGCAGAGCCAGGAUGAUGGCAAUAUUGCUGUCCUGGAGAUGCUUACUGUCCUACCUGAGGAAGUAGUUGACAACCAACGCACUGAUUCUAAAACAAGUUCAUCACAAAAAAGCCAUUAUUGCCAAGAGCUUCUCUCGCAUACGCCAAUGGUUCUUGAGUUCUUGCUGCGGCAAUCUGAAAAGAAUUUUGAUGGUUCUAUACAACAGCAAGAAAAGAACAGAAAAAUAUUGCGCUGCUUGUUGAGCUGGGUUAAAGCAGGUUGCUUCUCUGAGAUUCCUCAGGGCACAUUGCCAGGUCACCCACUUCUAAAUUUUAUAUUCAACUCAUUACAGGUUCCUUUAUCAUUUGAUCUGGCCAUUGAAGUUCUUAUUGAACUAGUGAGCCGACAUGAGGGGGUGCCCCAGGUUUUAUUAUGCAGAGUACAUUAUCUCAAGGAAGUACUUCUUUUACCAGCUCUUUCCAGGGGAGACGAGAAAAUAAUUGGUGGCCUUGCAUGCUUGCUGUCAGAAAUUGGGCAGGCUGCUCCAUGCCUUAUUGUUGAAGCUAGUCCAGAAGCCCUUGCACUGGCAGAUGCACUCUUGAGAUGUGUGGCAUUUCCAAGUGAAGAUUGGGAGAUUGCAGACUCAACAUUGCAGUUUUGGUCCACUCUUGCUAGCUAUAUUCUCGGCCUUGAUGAAGAUGGUGCAAAAAGUAGGAAACAUGUGGAAGGCAUUUUUUCAUCUGUGUUCUCAGCAUUACUUGAUUCACUUUUAUUACGUUCUCAGGUAGAUGAUUCCACGUAUAAUGAUGAGAGCAGAGUGAUUGAUUUACCUGAUGGUCUGGUCCAUUUCAGGAUGAAUCUAGUUGAACUUUUGGUGGAUAUCUGUCACCUACUAGGAUCUGCCAUUUUUAUGCAGAAGCUAUUUAUUGGCGGCUGGGGAUCUCCUAAUCUGCCAAUCCUGUGGAAGGAAGUUGAAAGCAAGCUGUUUGUUCUUAAUGCGGUUGCUGAGGUAAUCAUACAGGAUGGCCAAACCUUUGAUUCCUCUGUAGUAAUGCAGUUGGUGACAAUGUUGUCAACUAAGCCUUCUGAUGGGCUGAAUGGCUUCAUCUGCAUUGUAUACAGAUCUCUGGCAGACGCUGUUGGUUCCUAUUCUAAGUGGAUAUCUGCUUUUAAGUCAAAUUUUAGGCCCUUGUUAUUAUUUCUUGCUAUAGGGAUUUCAGAGCCUCUGUCUUCAAAUGCUUGUGCUUCUGCUUUGCGUAAAGUCUGUGAGGAUGCAUCUGCAGUAAUUUAUGAACCUUCAAAUUUGGAAAUUGUAAUGUGGAUAGGAGAGGGGUUAGAGAAAUGGCAUUUACCUUUGGAAGAUGAGGAAGAAGUUGUGAAUGCAAUUAGUCUAGUCCUUGGUUCUGUACCCAAUAGAGAACUAAAGGGCAACUUACUGGCUAGAUUGCUGACUUCCAGCUAUGAAGCAGUUGGAAAUCUGGUCGAUCCAGACUGCAGCCAUUCACUUAAGCAGAAUCCAGCCUCUUAUACACAAGCGUUGAAUGCUGCUGCUAGAGGGUUGCACAGAAUGGGAACUGUAUUCAGUCAUCUUGCUAUGUCUGGGGUGGCCGAACCUGCUAUGGAUGACUCCAUUCUUUCGUUGCUAAGUGUCUUUUGGCCCAUUCUGGAGAAACUUUUUUGUUCUGAUCAUAUGGAGAAUGGCAAUUUAUCCAUGGCAGCUUGCCGAGCUCUUUCACUAGCAGUUCAAUCUUCAGGUCAGCAUUUUGCGGGGCUACUAUCUAAAGUUCUGGACUGGCUUUCAACAAAUUUUGUCUUGUUUCAAAGUCACGAUUGCUAUAUUAGAACUGCUUCUAUUGUCAUUGAAGAAUUCGGUCACAAAGAGGAAUAUGGGCCUUUAUUUGUCACAAUUUUUGAAAGAUUUACUAAUGCAGCAUCUGUAAUGGCUCUAACUUCCUCGUACAUAUGUGACCAAGAGCCUGAUCUUGUGGAGGCCUACACCAAUUUUGCAUCCACCUUUAUUCGCUCCUGUAACAAGGAUGUGCUGGCAACUUCUGGUUCCCUUCUUGAAGUUUCUGUCCAGAAAGCAGCUAUAUGUUGCACAGCGAUGCAUCGUGGAGCAGCUCUUGCUGCAAUGUCGUAUUUGUCUUGUUUCUUAGAUGUGGGCUUGGUCUCUUUGCUGGAAUGUGCAAAUUGUAUCCUUGAAGGGUCAUUCAAUGCCAUGGCCAUUCAUGUCAUUUCUCACAGUGGCGAGGGGCUUGUUUCCAAUGUUGUGUAUGCUUUACUUGGUGUUUCUGCAAUGUCACGGGUUCACAAAUGUGCAACAAUUUUGCAACAAUUGGCAGCGAUUUGCAAUCUAUGUGAAGGUACCACCUGGAAGACUAGACUAUAGGAAACUUUGCAUGGAUGGCUACAUUCAGCGGUUCAGGCUUUUCCUGCUGAGUACCUAAACCAAGGAGAAGCAGAAACUCUAGUGCCACUUUGGUCCAAGGCCCUUGCUGAUGCAGCCUCCGACUAUAUAGAGAGCAAGAGGUCUGAUGGAGUAAUGAGGAAUUUCGGGCAUAUGCAGGGGAAGGGUGGCAGAGUUCUAAAGCGACUUGUUCGGGAAUUUGCUGAUGCUCACCGAAACAUGCAAAUUUAACUUGAUUGCUGCAUAAAUAUUUCUAAUUUACUGACCCAAUCCAUCAUGCAACCUCAAGAGUUGAUUAAGCACUUUGCCUUUUGCU
Molecule: messenger RNA, 3394 nt
Organism: Neltuma alba
Lineage: Eukaryota; Viridiplantae; Streptophyta; Magnoliopsida; Fabales; Fabaceae
Product: transportin MOS14
Biological process (GO): protein import into nucleus
Cellular component (GO): cytoplasm
Source: RefSeq, a predicted model, not a curated record